Molecule: messenger RNA, 501 nt
Organism: Cryptococcus wingfieldii CBS 7118
Lineage: Eukaryota; Fungi; Basidiomycota; Tremellomycetes; Tremellales; Cryptococcaceae
Exons: 2
Coding region: 1-501 (166 amino acids)
Source: RefSeq, a predicted model, not a curated record
AUGGUAGGUAUCGUCGCUCCAGACCUCAAGAACACCGCUGGCCUCACCUGGACGAAGGCGAGGAGGUCAGGAUGGGGAGGGGCCAUGGGAGGAAGGUUGGGGACAGUCGAGGCGAGCGAGGUAGUUUCCGUGGUGGUAGGGGUGGUAGCCAAGGCUGAGGAGGAAGUUCUAGGGAUACAAGGCCGGCUCCUUAUCAUCACAAAGACAGGAUGUGCUAUUAUUGCGAAGGAUAUGGCCAUCUUGCAAGAGACUGCUUCAAGCGCCAGCGAAAUGAGGGAUAUUCUGAGAGCGCGAAUCGAGGAGGGAACCAGCGAGGAGGAAGCCAGCCAGGAGGAAACCAGCGAGGAGGAAACCAGCCAGGAGGAAACCAGCGAGGAGGAAACCAGCGAGGAGGAAACCGUGGCAAUAGUCGAGGUGGUGACAGUGAAGAAGGAGGAAAUCGUGGAAAGAACCAAAACGGUUACCGUGAAGAACAAGAUACGGGCAACGACCAAGGCAUAG